AUGCGUUUCUUCGCGCUUGCACCCUUGCUUGCUCUCGCGUCCUUCGUCGUCGCCCAUCCCGGUGACGAGGACCACGAACACCCAGCCAGCAAUGAGGAACUCAUCGCUCGCAACAUCGCCGUCGAGGAGAGCAAGAUGGCUGCCCGCAAGUGUGCUCCCCAGAUCGCUGAAUACGAGGCUCGCCGCAUCGAGAAGCGAAACAAGUUGAUGAGGAGGCAAGGCACCGGCACCUUCACCGCUCCUACCCCCCGUAUCACUUCCAUCCAGGAUAACUCUUGCGUUCUCCACCCAGAGACGAUCGAGGGCCCCUACUACAUCAGGAACGAGUUCGUCCGCAGUGAUGUCCGAGAGGACCAACCAGGCGUCACCCUCGUCCUCGACGUCGGUGUCAUCGACAGCAGGACCUGCCAACCCUACCCCAACGCCUUUGUUGAGAUCUGGGCUGCCAACGCCACUGGCGCGUACGGAGGAUACACUGGCCCAUGGGGUCUCCCCACCCGCAUCAAGGAGGACACCUGGCUCCGUGGCGGUCUCUUCACUAACAAGAACGGUAUGGUCGAACUCGUGACCAUCUACCCCGGCUACUACAGCGGUCGCACCACCCACAUCCACACCAUGGUUCACGGCGGUAACUGGCAAACGAGGUCCAACGGUACUUUCGUCUCUGGCUCGGGAUCCGUCAACCACAUCGGUCAAUUCUUCUUCGACGAGUCGUGGAAUGACCAGGUCUUCCGCACCCACCCUUACACCACCAACACCGUCCCCCGAACCCUCAACAGCCGUGACUGGAUCAUGCAGCAAGCUGGUCCAGGUGCUGUCGUCAAGCUCCAAUACCUCGAGGGUCAGGACAUCAACAAGGGUCUGUUGGGUUACAUCACCGUCGUCGUCAACGGUGGCGCUAACUACCGAAUCCAAAACAACAACGCCCUCCGAUAA
Molecule: messenger RNA, 936 nt
Organism: Coprinopsis cinerea okayama7#130
Lineage: Eukaryota; Fungi; Basidiomycota; Agaricomycetes; Agaricales; Psathyrellaceae
Exons: 8
Coding region: 1-936 (311 amino acids)
Molecular function (GO): ferric iron binding; oxidoreductase activity, acting on single donors with incorporation of molecular oxygen, incorporation of two atoms of oxygen
Source: RefSeq, a predicted model, not a curated record